AUGGAGACUGCUACUAAUGACGUGACGGACGCGGGUAAUCGCAAGCGUAAGAUCACGGCCACUACACCUCCGUCUGGUCUCAAGCGCGGCAGUAAAUUGUCUCGGCCUGUUGCUGCCCUAAGGUCCAGUGUAUCGAACGGCGUGACGCCACCUGUAGUAACACCGCAGGGGUCUAUCCACACGUCUGAUCAGUUUAUCGACCAUCAGCGUGCCAUGUUAAGCGCUGCCACUGCCCCCACACCCCAUGGGCCCGUAGAGCACAUGCCACCUACGCCUGCCUUUGUAAACCGCAACGGCUUUAGUCACACGCCCGAUGGCUUCUCCUCUACGCCCGGGUCGGCCACGACGCCCGCAGACGAUAUCCUGGCGGCCGGUGGUGGCUCUACUGGCCGCUCAUCGCACGCACCCACACCGUCCCCGGUGCCCCGCGCGGCGCCGCUUAAUCUCCGUAACUUUGCCAAUUGGGACGUCGGCGAUCGCUACACGCUCGUGCGACUGCUUGGAAAAGGGUCUUAUGGACAGGUCGCAGAGGCCUUUGAUACUGAACGCCAAAAGAAGGUGGCGAUCAAGAAGAUCAUCAAUGUCUUUGACCAGGAGAUUGACUGCAAGCGGCUUUACCGCGAGAUUUACAUCUUGCGUCGUCUCAGCCACUCGCAAGUAAUCAAUCUGAUUGACGUGAUUCCACCAGAAAACUAUGAUACUUUUACGGAUUUGUAUUUGGUGUUCGAUUUUGUGGACACUGAUCUGCACAAGCUGAUCAUGAGCCCACAGUACUUGACAAUUCGCCAUAUCCAAGUCUUUUUGUACCAGCUGCUAUGCGGUCUGAAGUAUAUUCACUCGGCCAACGUGAUUCAUCGUGACAUGAAACCCGCCAACAUUCUUUUAAAUGAAGAUUGUACCCUAAUGAUCUGCGACUUUGGCCUCUCUCGUGUGAUGGAGAGCGACAUGUCGAUGGAGGAACUGAGUAAGCACUUGUAUUCGCCCAAGUCAUCCAAGUCACCUACGACGUCCGAUGGAGGAACUACGUCGGCACCGUCCCCUGGCAGUGCCUCUUCAACACCAUCAUCGUCUGGAGAGUUUCCCAAGAUGCGGCGGCAACUAACGAAGCACGUUGUCACGCGGUGGUACCGUGCGCCAGAGCUCAUUCUUCUUCAAGAUUACGAUUUUUCUGUCGAUAUGUGGAGCAUUGGGUGCAUUUUUGCGGAGCUGUUGAGCAUGCAAGUUGAGAGUUGCCCACGGUACCAGGAGCGCGUCCCGCUCUUUCCUGGACGGUCAUGUUUUCCUCUUAGCGCAGAUCGGCCCACGACUUACUCUGACAAACUGGACCAGCUCAACGUGAUCUUUAAUGUGAUUGGUACACCGGGCGAGGAUGACAUUGGCAGCUUGGGUGAAGUCAAACAAUACUUGCGAAAACUGCCAAAGAAGGAGCCCAGAGAUCUUCGUGAGAUGUAUCCGGGCGCCCCUGCUGAUUCGCUUGAUUUGCUAAAGCAAAUGCUAUCAUUUAAUCCCGAGUGUCGAAUCUCGGUUGAUAAAGCGCUGGCGCAUCCAUUCCUGGAGUCAGUACGGAGGGCCCAGUCCGAGAGUGUAGAGGCCAAUCCGUUUGGAAUGGAGUUUGAGAACGUUCCUCUGAACAAGGAUGCUCUGAAAGCCCGUAUUUUUGAGGAAAUCAAAUUGUUUGGGGAUCGCAACAAUCGAAGAUGA
Molecule: messenger RNA, 1701 nt
Organism: Peronospora farinosa
Lineage: Eukaryota; Oomycota; Peronosporomycetes; Peronosporales; Peronosporaceae
Source: the annotation of a GenBank genome assembly